This is a messenger RNA of Lacerta agilis (Sand lizard), 1129 nucleotides long. Its product is annotated as claudin-4-like. Gene Ontology annotation, biological process: bicellular tight junction assembly; cell adhesion. Gene Ontology annotation, cellular component: plasma membrane; bicellular tight junction. NCBI's taxonomy places the organism in Eukaryota, Metazoa, Chordata, Lepidosauria, Squamata, Lacertidae. Gene Ontology annotation, molecular function: structural molecule activity. The transcript is spliced from 2 exons. Bases 159 to 803 code for a protein of 214 amino acids. The record is from RefSeq and is a predicted model, not a curated record.
AGGGGUGUGGUCUGAGGGGGGGGAGGGCUGAGGAGGAGGAUGAGAGGGGUAUAUAGCCGGCCCCUCCAGGAAAGUUGCCUCCAACUUGCCUCCUGAGGAUUUGAAGCCUUUUCGCUCGUUGGGUCCCGUCAACAGGGUUGUCGUCUUCACCUUGAGUCAUGGCCUCUGCUGGAUUCCAGAUCAUGGGCAUGGCCCUGACAGUGGUGGGCUGGAUCGGGACCAUCAUAACCUGUGCCCUGCCCAUGUGGAAAGUCUCUGCUUUCAUUGGCAACAACAUUGUCGUGGCACAGAUCACCUGGGAAGGGCUGUGGAUGAACUGCGUGGUGCAAAGCACUGGGCAGAUGCAGUGCAAGGUCUACGACUCCAUGCUGGCCCUUUCUCAGGAUGUGCAGACAGCCCGUGCCCUGAUGGUCAUCUCUGUGCUCCUGGCUGCUCUGGCUCUGAUGGUUGCCAUCGUGGGGGCCAAGUGCACCAACUGCGUUGAAGACGAGGACACCAAGGCCCGCAUAAUGAUUGUCUCUGGCGCAGUCUUCAUAGUGGCAGGGAUCCUUUGCCUCAUCCCCGUGUGCUGGUCAGCCAACACCAUCGUCCGCGAGUUCUACAACCCGAUGGUGAUCGACGCCCAGAAGAGGGAGCUGGGAGCUGCCCUUUACAUCGGCUGGGCAUCUUCUGCCUUGUUGAUUCUCGGAGGAGCUCUGCUCUGCUGCAAUUGCCCCAAGAAGGAGAGCAACAACUACAGCGCCCGGUACACAGCUGCUGCCUCUCAGCCCCACAGCGAUUACCCCAGCAAGAACUACGUCUAGGAACGCCACCUCAAGAAAACAAAGCUGUCAUCAUUGCCAUCCUGAAGCUCACUACUGCUUGGGUCCCCUUUGGAGGAGCCGAGAUGCAUCCCUACUGGGGCUCUGCACAGAUAAUAUCCAUCCAUCCAAAGAACAGAACAUCUGAUAGUCCCAUGACUUCCUAACGUGCUUGUCCCAUCAGUAUUUUCCCCCACCCCCAAAUGUUACCACUACAUUAUUGUACAGACUUGCCCUACGGAAGUCAGAGCUCUGCUUCUAGAGAACAUUUUCUACUCUUAACUGGUUCUCCUCGAUGUAGGUAGAAGAGGUGCUGGACCUCGGGGUGG